This is a messenger RNA of Tachyglossus aculeatus (Australian echidna), 810 nucleotides long. RefSeq names its product killer cell lectin-like receptor subfamily F member 1. The transcript is spliced from 6 exons. The record is from RefSeq and is a predicted model, not a curated record. Lineage: Eukaryota; Metazoa; Chordata; Mammalia; Monotremata; Tachyglossidae. Bases 1 to 810 code for a protein of 269 amino acids.
AUGAGAUGGAUGUCUGCCCCACACGGCUGCUGUAGAAAUAACAAAUGUGAGCUGAUUCAACAUAUUUUAAUUUAUUUCCGUUUUGACUCCUUUGUUUUCUACAAUUGGCCUCUCUGUGACCUUAUAAUGCCAAACCUUUGGAGAUCAGCAAUGAGAACUGCACCCAGAAAAAAUGUAACAAUCAGUUCCAGCCCACGGAAAAGCAGUGAGCAAAGUCCCAGGUCUUGGUGUUCUUGCUGCCACACAGUCAUCAUCCUCCUCCUGGGGAUUGCUGUCCUCACUCUGCUGGGUACAGUUCUCUAUUUGAUCCUGAAAGCCCAUGAGUCAAAUUGUGAGAAAAAUCCGGUCUUAAAGGCAGAGAACUCAACAAGACUUGCAACUCUGAAGGAGGAGCUGUGCACUGAGCAAAAUGGUACUGUGUGUGAGCUUUGUCCUCUGGAGUGGCAGCUGAGCAACAGCAGGUGUUACUACUUCUCAAGAAGGAAGCAGAGCCAGGAGACCAGUGCCAGAAACUGUGCCAACAGGAAAUCCCAGCUCCUGGUCCUGGAGGAUGAGGCUGAAGCGGGCAGGGUCCAUGAGAUGAGGCCGAGAGAUGAGUAUUUCUGGAUCGGGUACAAGUAUAACACGACCCAGAGACGGUGGAUGUGGCUGGGUGACCCUGGAUUCUCCAGAUACAGGGUAUCAGAGGCUAAGUACCAGACACAAAUGGAGUGUGUCUCUUUCAAGGGAAAGAAUUCAUUUGCUACUGAAAAUUGUUCCUCUUUUCGCUACUGGAUUUGCAAGAAAAAUGUGACUGUUCUGGAGCCCUGA